CCCGAUUGCAACUAAUCGAUUCAUGCAAGGCUAUAAUCGAUCGAGUUGUACGCCCAGAUUGCCUUAAUUACUACCCUGAUCAUGCCGCAUCCUUCUCGCCUAGCACGAUUUCUACCCUGAAACUGUUAAAGCCACCAUUUUUUAAAACAGCGCUGGUCUUCAGUGACAACCCCUGAUAUUUGCCGUGCACCGGUUGACGAAGUAGUCUACCGAUUGUCCCCCGAAAGAAUUUUUUCGGGCAGGGUGGGGUCUAUGGUUUGGUUUUAGGGCCAAUCGGGGCUGAUCGCUUUUGGCAAUUUUGGAUUGUUUCUAGUAUUUACUUUUUCCGGCAACACUGUCGAAUGGAAGUAAGCUUGGGUUGGGUUGAAGUUUUGAAUGUUUAGAAAGUGUGUUGUGUGGCUAUCCCAACGGAAACCAAACAGCAAAAAUGACCGUCCUCGAAUUCGUAAUACCAGAAAAUAAAGAAGAUUUACGUCAAGUUUCAAUUUCUGGACAGUAUGUUGUUGAACAAGAGUACUCAAAACAUGAGCUUCCUGGAAAAUUACGAGAUGCCUAUGUUUCCUUUUCUCGAGAAGGGACGACUUACAUCUUGACCCAUUUCGAUACUUUGUUUAGCUCGCUGAUAAAAUUUGAUCAGCUAGCUCUUAGCCAACAAAAUGAUGCAUGGAAAGUAGUUUCUCAGUCCAUCACACAAUUGAUUUCAGACAUAAAAAAAUACCUGAAUAACAGCAAUAGCAAUCCAGAUUCUUGCCAUGAGCUUGUAACAAUUACAAAAAUGAUUGUUUAUUUGCUUUGUGCCUUUCUUCAAAACUACGAAACAAGAAGCUUAAUUGUUCCUGGCUCUGACGCAAAAUCUAGCCGCAAGAAGAAGAAGCAAGUUGAUGAUGGUUUUGACCUAGAAUCUGAGAGAAACUUUGCACUUGUUAGUCUUGAUCAUCUUAUACAGAUGCCCAUUCAUAAGUUGUGGUCACCACCAGUGGUUGAGCAAGAAUUUGUUAAUCUUGUUGCAAACCUCUGCUAUAAAGUUCUUGAAAACCCUGUUAUUAGCCAUGUCAGGAUGAAAGGAACAGUAGAGGCAGUUUUCAGAGUUGUUGGUGCUUUGGUGAAACGCUACAACCAUGGAUUGAGUUGCACUCUUAGAAUGAUACAGCUACUACAGCACUUUGAACAUGUUGCCCCAGCUUGUGUUCAUGGAAUCACAACAAUGAUCGAACUUUUUAACUGCGGUUCAAUGGUUGUCGACUUGGUGCGUGAAAUCGGACAAGUAGACCCCCAUGAUCUUGCCCGUGACACAUCGAGCUCAAGAAAUUACGCCGCGUUUCUGUCGGAAUUGGCCGAAAUUCCAUCCUCUUUUAUUCCGUGUAUCAGCCUUUUGAGCGUUCAUCUAGAUGAGGAGUCUUUCACAAUGCGCAACAGUGUUCUUUCUAUAUUUGCCGAGAUUGUCUUACAGGAGCUCAGUGGAGAAGAUUUAGACGAUAGAAAGCGGGAGCUGCGAGAUCAGCUACUUGAACCUCUACUGGAACACUUGCAUGAUGUUCAUUCUUUCGUCAGAAGUAAAACACUUCAGCUUUGGCAUAAACUGAGCCUGAAGCAGGCGAUACCAUUAAGCUUACAACACAAAGUCUUAAGCAUGACCACUGGUCGGCUGAACGAUAAAACUGGUACCGUGCGGAAAAAUGCCGUUCAGCUACUGAUAGUUCUGAUGCAAGAACCCUAUGGUGAGCGCUUACCAUUAGCGGAACUCACAGCAAAGAAAGAAUCCGAGGAGGCCAAGCUCAAAGAGAUGCUACAGGGUCUUGAAAACCAGCCCCAAAAAAUUCAAAUUGAUCCAAGCAAGUGUGGACCCACGAAGACAGAGCUAUGGAAUGCAAUGGAACCGGAAAUCCUAGUAGCUAUUCAUGAGGUACUCAAUGAGGAAAUAGACUCCUUGUCAAUGUCGGAGCUAACAGAAGAUCAAGUAAUUGACUUAUUGAACACAUGCAACUACAAAAAAAUUGCUAGAGCGUUCAUCACCGAUGACGGCGAAUAUCAAGACGAUCCUACUGAAAUAUUGGAGAAAAUCAAAAUGAUAUUUGUUGGCGAAGAAGAUGAGGCAGGUGAAAAAGAGGCAAUGGAGCGUCUUGUUCAUGAAGCAGCUGAACAAGAAGCCCAACAAAAACCAGAAGAGGAGGAGAGCAAAGAAAUUAGCCAGCAGCGAAUGCUUGUACUUUAUUUAAGGGACUCACAUGCCUUUGCUAGUUCAGUUUAUGCAGCCAUCCCAAUGGUCUGCCAGCUUCUUUGUUCCAAACAGACCAGCGACAUCCUUGAGGCGAUCAACUUUUUCGUUACGGCAUUCGAGUUCGAUGUUCUAGACGCUAUGCAGGGCGUCAGGCGCAUGUUGAGCCUCAUCUGGUCUUCUGAAGACGACGUCAAAAAAGCUGUCGUGGAAGCUUACAAACGAUUAUACAUGAACAUGGAAUCAGCAGGAACCUCCAAAAGGCGUGCUCAUCAGGUGGUUUCUAAUCUUAGCGCUCUGAUAUCAAUGUCAACACAAGGUGAACUGGCGUCCUUAGAAGAAUUGAUCGCAGUGUGUGUGACAACGGGAGAUAUGCCAAAGAUCUGCUUCCAGGUUAUGUGGGAGAAAUUUUCAAUGGCUCUACCUGACACAACAGAAGAGGAGUCACGAUCUGCUCUUUUGUUACUAACUAUGGUGGCCACUGCUGAAGUCCAAGUGGUGACAAGCAAUGUGAAUGUGCUGGUGUCGGUUGGAUUAGGUGAAAGAGGCACUAAAGACUUCCGCCUUGCGCAUUUGACAUGUGCGGCUUUGAUGAAGAUGGCACCGACCAAAGCAUCAACGGAUUGCAAGGAUGAGCCAAUGCGCUUUCCACCAACACAUGAAAUAUUUCAGAGCUCUAAAAAGCUACUUGUUGAAGGCCUCACGCGUUUGGAAGACCCUUACUAUUCACAAUUUGCGACAUCGGCCGUGUCACUCAUUUACACACUUGCCGAAUAUCCCGAUAUGAUUAUGGGAGAGGUUCUUAAGGAGAUGUGUGAUAUUGUUUAUAAAUCCAGCCGAGACCAGAUCGCUAAUAUAGCAGAAAACGGAGAGCUGGAAGUGGCCACUACUGUUUUGACGCGCAUCUUAGUGGUUGCUGGCCAGGUGGCCCUUAGGCAGUUAAUCCAUUUGGACGUUCAUGUCUACAGUGAACUGAGGCGCAGAACACGAGUGCGAGAAGAAAAACAAGAAGAAUCCAGCAAACAAAAGCGCAAUCUACUUCAAUCUGCUUCUCGUCGAAGACUUUCCACACGACCUCAGGCCGAACAAAAUGAUUCAGGAGAAGAGGAUGAACUUGUUGGUGCUGUGGCUGAUGAUGAUGAAGCUGAAUACGUUCGCAAGAUUUGCGAGACGGAAAUCGUAACAGGGGGUGAAAGUUUGCUUUCCUUGCUGGCUCCGUUGGUGGUACAUGUGAAUUCCAAUCCAGCAAAAUAUCCUGAUCCAUCACUCCGGGCAGCUGCCAGUCUUUGCCUUGCUGAGUUCAUGCUCGUCUCACCGCAGUUUUGUUCACAGCACUUGCGUCUUUUAUUCACCGUACUAGAAAAAAGUCCAGAAGAAGUAAUCCGCUCCAACUUGGUCAUCGCAAUGGGUGACCUUAACUUUCGCUUUCCGAACUUGGUCGAGCCAUGGACACCUAAUUUGUACAGUAGACUACGCGACGAUUCGCCUGUAGUCAAGAGAACCACGCUGAAUGUCCUUACUCAUUUAAUUUUGAACGACAUGGUUAAGGUUAAAGGUCAGAUCUCAGAUAUUGCUCUUUGCAUGAUCGAUGCCGAUCCGAGAAUUUCAGGGAUGUCUCGAAUGUUCUUCAGCGAAUUUGCUCGCAAAGGAAACGCUUUGUACAACGUUAUGCCAGAUAUUAUUUCACGACUUUGCGAUCCCGAGGCUGGCGUUGCAGAAGAAGAUUUCCGCGUCGUGUUAAAGGGGAUUAUGGUUCUGAUCCAGAAAGAUAAACAAAACGAAUCACUCGUUGAAAAAAUCAUUUUACGAUUGGGAGCUUCGCGAACUGAGCGUCAAUCUAGAGACCUGAUCUUCUGCCUCUCGUUGCUCACUUUCAACGAGCGCUCUCUUCGCCGGGUUCUCGAACAUUGGAAUUGUAUUUCCGACAAGAUCCAUGAGGAGGGUGUUAUUGAUACUUUAAAUUCCAUUUUAGCUGCUACGAAGAAAGCGUUUGCUAAACAGGAAAUUCGUGGGUUGAUAGAAGAAAUAGAGGUCAAAAUCCAGGAAACUGUUGACACUGCCACAGAUGAACAACAGGUUAUUCGCAAAGCUCAGGCUUCGCAGGCUGUGAAAGCUUCCUCCAAGGGCAAACCAAAACAAAAGAAAUCAGUAAAGAAUUCGUCGGAAAGCGAUGAAGCUUCGAUUGAAGAAGACGAUCCAGAAAUGCUAGGCCACCCUGCUCUUAUGGAAAAAGCCACGCAGCAUAACCGAUCUCCGCGUAGAAAGCCAGCUCGACAACACGUACAAAGUAGUCGCAAAAGAAUCGCAAUUCCACAAAGCUCGUCAUCAAAUGAUGAAUUAAAUCCUGAAGAAGAAGAAGAAGAAGCAGAAGAAGAAGCAGGCAGAGCCAGUCUUGAAGUUGCCAAGGAGACGCGAUCGUCUCGAGCGAUGCAACGUCGAGCUAAGGCGAAUUGUGGUAGCGAAGAGGAUGAUUUUAUAAAACCAUCAUCACGUGCUAAUGGAGGAAAAGCCAAUCAAAUAAAGAAGGUGCCAGAGAAAACGAAAUCUUCCCGGUCACGAAGAUAACCUAAAGACUGCUGUGCUUUAACAUAUUCCGAAAGGAUUUUCUCGUUUGUGAGGCAAUUUUAUUUUUUUUUUUCUAUUUUUUUUUUCUAUUUUAUUUCAUACCUUAUUAAAUGCUUGUUUUAUUUCAUAUAAUUUUGUUUUGUAACUGAAGCUGACUUAGAUGUUUGUUUAUAAGUAUUUCUGAAAUACGAUUCUGAUCGUUAAGUAAUCCAGCAUUUGGCUAGUGGCUAGAUGAGGUUUCCUUUGGCGACCAUUUUUGCAAAAGGAGCGGUAGGAAAUAAACUGAAAUCCGAACACGUU
Daphnia magna is the source of this 5080-nucleotide messenger RNA. Its product is annotated as condensin complex subunit 1-like. Gene Ontology annotation, molecular function: histone binding. Gene Ontology annotation, biological process: mitotic chromosome condensation; meiotic chromosome condensation; mitotic cell cycle. NCBI's taxonomy places the organism in Eukaryota, Metazoa, Arthropoda, Branchiopoda, Diplostraca, Daphniidae. Gene Ontology annotation, cellular component: nucleus; condensed chromosome, centromeric region. The record is from RefSeq and is a predicted model, not a curated record.